Messenger RNA from Humulus lupulus (European hop), 408 nucleotides. Its product is annotated as glutenin, low molecular weight subunit-like. Bases 1 to 408 code for a protein of 135 amino acids. The transcript has 2 exons. NCBI's taxonomy places the organism in Eukaryota, Viridiplantae, Streptophyta, Magnoliopsida, Rosales, Cannabaceae. The record is from RefSeq and is a predicted model, not a curated record.
AUGGCAAAAACAACCAGGAAAACCGGGCAAACCUCAGGGAAUGUGCCAAAUCAACCUCUUCCACAAGGUGUAGCAGAAGAUGAGCCGCAGGUGGAGUUAGAAGAGGAGGAUAUGGAUUCUGAAACUUUGCAGACGAGUUUGAUUGCUGACAUGGACCACCAACAAAGGUAUGCCACUGCAGCCUUGGAAGCAGCCAUUCAAUUGGCACAAGGACAGCCUGCACCUGCUUCCCAACCGGAUCAGCCACCUGGUGCUCACCCACAACAAAAUCCGCAUUCAGAGCAUCCCCAGUAUCACCAUAAUCCACCGCAACCAAGGAAUCCUCAAAGGCCAGAGCAACCUCCUGCCGCUCAGCAGGAGAGGCCGGUUCAGGAUCCUGAACAACGACCACCCUCUCGCGCUAGUUGA